Molecule: messenger RNA, 1498 nt
Organism: Emiliania huxleyi CCMP1516
Lineage: Eukaryota; Haptophyta; Isochrysidales; Noelaerhabdaceae
Exons: 11
Coding region: 1-1371 (456 amino acids)
Biological process (GO): transmembrane transport
Molecular function (GO): transmembrane transporter activity
Source: RefSeq, a predicted model, not a curated record
AUGGCUCUGUGCCGCCACACCAGUUCCCUGUCUCUCUUCCUGCUCCUCUCCGCUGCCGCAGCGCUGGCUGUGACGCCAGCCGCGCCGAGAGGAGCGCUGCGCCCUGCAGUAUCUCGCCCGAGGCUGCGCCACUUCGGCCAGAGGUCGGAGGUGCUGGUGCUCAGCGCCGAUCCACCCGCACAGCGUGGAGCCGUGCGCUCAGGCGCAGCCGUGCGCUCGGCUGCAACCGGUGCGCUCCUCCCGAUCUGGCUCGCCGUCUUUGUGCAAAUGGUGGGCGUGGGCAUCAACUUAUCGACGUUGCCGCUCUUCGUCCUCUCGCUGGGCGGCACGCCCCUCCAGCUGGCCUCUGUCGUCUCCGCCUUCUCGGGGGCGCAGAUGCUCGGAGGGCCACUCCUCGUCCGCGUCUCUGGCCGCGUUGGCAGGCUCGCGGUCCUCCGCUGCUGCCUCGCCGGGAACGCCCUCGCCGCCCUCCUCACGUCAGUCGCGCCAGGCUACCGCUGCGUCGCCCUCUGCCGCGUGCUCGCCGGACUGUUCGCUGCGAGCGUGCCGGUGGCACAGGUGGCGGUGACCGACGUGGUACCGGCCGGCGCAGCCACGUCGCAGGCCCUCUCUCGCGUUGGCUCUGCCGCCUCCGCCGGAAUCAUCGCCGGCCCUGCGAUCGGAGGCGUCCUCGGGCUGGCGGCGCGCCACUUGCUCGGCGUGCCGCCGCACCGCGAGGCGCGGGCAGUCUUCGCCGCCUCCGCUUGCCUCGCCGCCCUCGUGCUGCUCGCGACGAUGCGGCUGCUCGUCCGGUGGACGGCGCUGGUGACGGGUCUCGCGGUCGUCGUGACCAUCACGACGUACGCCGUCUUUGCGCAGCAGUUCCUCGGCUACGGCCAGCCGCAGCUGUCCGCCACCCAGUCGGGCGGCGCGGCGGUGGCGCUACUGAUGCAGCUGCUUCUGCUCCCGCGGCUGAUGAGUGCCAUCGGCGAGGCUCGGUCGUGCGCCGCUGGACUCGUCGUCCUCGCCGCCGCCCUCGCCUCCAGCGCGCGCGUCCGCACUCUGCCGCUGCACGCUUUGCUCUUCCUCGCGGCGCGCGCGGGCUUGGCGGUGGCGGAGACGGCGAACGUGGCCCUCACCGCUCGCCACUCGCGGCCGGCGGAGCGCGGGCCGAACCUCGCCUACCUCCAGUCCUUUCAGGCUGGAUGCCGUGUCAUCACGCCGUGGAUCGCAAACUACCUCUUCUCCCUCUCGCUCGGCGGCAAGUAUGGCACGCCCGGUGCACUCCCCUUCCUCGGCACCGCGCUGCUCGCGCUGCUCACCGCGCCUGUGCCGCUGCUGCUUCAGCGACGGCCCACGGGCGGCCAGCGGCAGGCACGUCGUGAAGAGUGAACAGAUGAGGCUUGGGCGGUCCCGCCCGGGCCUCUUACUUUUACGGCUUUACUUGCGAGACAUCCUCUCCUGUCUCAGCUGCUGCUUUCGCUCUCGUGUCGGUUCGUGUUGACAGACAUCAGUCAUC